CUUAACUUUAUUCUUCAAGCAAUGCAGUCAUAUCAUCAUGUAUAUCCUAGACGCAUUUUUAGGAUCAUGGCAUACUUUGCAUACCGCGACAAGAGGUCAGGCCUAGUGCGCCUCUUCCGCGGGCCCGUCCAGGAGCCUGCGGGAUCCAACGGGUUUUCAUCACGAGGGCUUGUGUACGUACAUGGUGUUACAGUGAAGGCCGCCAACACCUCCUUGAACUGCUCCACGGUGAUCCCGACCCUCUGGAUGAGGGCCUCCGCCUCCGCCACACCAAUAGGAGGGUGUCGGCCUCCAGUGGCACUGUUUUCAACUGGAGAGGGACUCCGGCGCCUAAGUUUGCAUUGCUACGGGUCUGCACCAUCGUCUUCUUGGAAGGUUUCCCCUGAGUAUGAUCCUCGAGCACUCAACGAGAGCACCAAUUUGAUGGACAAUAAAUCCACCGAAUGAUCCAAUCUAGGAGAAUGGAUCACGAGAAAAUAAGAACAAGAACUCGAGAAUUGUAAGUGUGUAUUAUUAACUUGAUUCUGUUUCUAUUGAGGAUUCCCCUUUCGGGCAAUUCAGCGCAUCCUUUUUUCUUUUUGGAGGAUAUGUGAGAUUUUUGCUGUCUCUUAUGAUGAACAAAAUCAUAACUUUCGUUCUUCCGAGCAAACCAUGCGGAUGAAACUUGGAGACCUGAACUGAAGAGACUUGUUUUCAUUUGUUUCUUGUUUAUGUGCUUUUUAUUUUUGAGGUUUUUAUUUUCCCAUUUUUUCAUGUUAUUUAUAACGUUAUACAUUUGAAAUAAAGCUUCUAAAUUAAGAUGGAGUGUAUAGUUUUUUCUUGAUCUACUCCCAAUACUACAUCUAUUUUCCACUAAAGUUUUUCAGUCUCCAAAUCGAUAUUUGGAUUAAUAAUACCUCUAUAUAUGGGUGUACAUAAAACUGAAAAUAUGACAUUUCAGAAUUUCAUACUAAAUUUUCAUACUAAAAUUUAUUUUAUUAAUUUUGAGAAUUAUUAGAUAGAGAAUUUACUUAAAUAGCAUUAAAUUAUAAUGAUUUCAUUAAAUAGCAUGUGUUUUUAUUCCAAUGUAGUACUUUUAGAUAUUAUUCAUUAAUCUAUAAUUGUUUGUCGUCAUUGAAUGAGUUUUAUUUAUGGAAUAAAAUAGUGAAGUGUUUAGUGUUAAAUUUUCUUAUUAGGUACAACCUUUUUUAUUUUUAAACUGUAGCUCUGUAGGGAGCAAACCCAAACUAACAAUUUGUAAAGGAUUAAACAUGACAUUGGGUAAAGAAAUUAAUUUGUGGUGAAUUUUGAAUAUUCGCAGAAAGACAAUAC
This is a messenger RNA of Cuscuta campestris, 1311 nucleotides long. The record is from the annotation of a GenBank genome assembly. Lineage: Eukaryota; Viridiplantae; Streptophyta; Magnoliopsida; Solanales; Convolvulaceae.